Camelus dromedarius (Arabian camel) is the source of this 4458-nucleotide messenger RNA. RefSeq names its product scavenger receptor class B member 2 (gene SCARB2). The transcript is spliced from 12 exons. Lineage: Eukaryota; Metazoa; Chordata; Mammalia; Artiodactyla; Camelidae. Gene Ontology annotation, cellular component: lysosome; cytoplasm; plasma membrane. The record is from RefSeq and is a predicted model, not a curated record. Gene Ontology annotation, molecular function: scavenger receptor activity. Bases 335 to 1771 code for a protein of 478 amino acids. Gene Ontology annotation, biological process: receptor-mediated endocytosis; protein targeting to lysosome.
CCCGCGCAGUUGCGGCCUGUCGUCUCCCGGGGCUGCGGCGAGCCCGGCCGGCCAGCAUCCCCACCCUGCGCGCUCCCUCUCCCUCGCGAGCUGCGUCAGGCGCCGCGGCUGCCCCGGCCCGGGAAAGCGAAACCAAAGCGGGCCCUUCCACUCCCCGCCUGCCGGCCGGGUGCAGGGCGGCUGCGCUCGCCCAGCCGCGGAGCCGGGAGCCUCGCGCACCGGCCGGGCCGCGGGCGUCCGACUGUCCCCGGUCUACCGGCCGCUACUGCGGCGGCCGCUCCUCCCUCCUUCCUUCCCGUCCCGUGGCCGGCCAGGCCCGUGAGCCGCGCGCAGAAUGGGCAGGUGCUGCUUCUACGCGGUGGGGACGCUGUCCCUGCUCCUGCUGGUGACCAGCGUCACGCUGCUGGUGGCCAGAGUCUUCCAGAAGGCCGUGGACCAGACGAUCGAGAAGAAUAUCGUGUUAAGGAAUGGUUCUGAGACUUUUGACUCCUGGAGGAAGCCCCCUCUGCCUGUGUACUCCCAGUUCUAUUUCUUCAAUGUCACCAAUCCAGAGGAGAUCCUCAGAGGGGAGAUUCCUCGAUUGGAAGAAGUGGGGCCAUACACCUACAGGGAACUCAGGAACAAAGCAGAUAUUCAAUUUGGAGAUAAUGGAACAACAAUAUCUGCUGUUAGCAACAAGGCCUAUGUUUUUGAACGAGGCAAGUCUGUUGGAGACCCUAAAAUUGACUUACUUAGAACAUUAAAUAUUCCUGCAUUGACGGCCAUGGAAUGGGCCCGGCUCCCGCUCCUCCGCGAGGUCAUCGAAGCCUUGUUGAAGGCCUAUCAGCAGAAGCUCUUUGUGACGCGCACGGUCCAUGAAUUGCUCUGGGGCUACAAAGAUGAGAUCUUAUCCCUCAUCAACGUUUUCAAACCUGAUAUCUCUCCCUAUUUUGGCCUGUUCUAUGGGAAAAAUGGGACUAAUGAUGGAGACUAUGUCUUUCUAACCGGAGAGGACAAUUACCUUAAUUUUUCCAAGAUUGUGGAAUGGAAUGGGAAAACGUCACUUGACUGGUGGACAGCUGACGAAUGCAAUAUGAUCAAUGGAACUGAUGGAGAUUCUUUUCACCCAUUAAUCACCAAAGACGAAGUCCUUUAUGUCUUCCCAUCUGACUUUUGCAGGUCAGUUCAUAUAAUUUUCAGUGACUAUGAGCGCGUACAGGGACUUCCUGCCUUGCGGUAUAAGGUGCCUGCAGAAAUAUUAGCCAAUACCUCAGACAAUGCUGGCUUCUGUAUCCCUAAAGGAAACUGCCUGGGCUCAGGAGUUUUGAAUGUCAGCGUCUGCAAGAAUGGUGCACCUAUUAUCAUGUCUUUCCCACACUUCUACCAAGCAGAUGAGAAGUUUGUUUCUGCCAUAGAAGGCAUGCAUCCAAAUAAGGACUAUCAUGAGACAUUUGUGGACAUUAAUCCUUUGACUGGAAUUAUCCUAAGAGCAGCCAAGAGGUUCCAAAUCAACGUUUAUGUCAAGAAGUUAGAUGACUUUAUUGAAACAGGAAACAUUAGAACCCUGGUUUUCCCAGUGAUGUAUAUCAAUGAGAGUGUUCUCAUUGACCAAGAGACUGCAAGUCGACUGAAGUCUGUGAUUAACACGACUUCCAUCAUCAUCAACAUCCCCUACAUUGUCAUGGCGCUGGGUGUGUUCUUUGGUCUGGUCUUCACCUGGCUUGCGUGCAGAGGACAGGGAUCCAUGGAUGAGGGAACUGCAGACGAAAGAGCGCCCCUCAUACGAACCUAACGGUCGGCUGCACUUGGUGAAGGAAGCAAGGGAGCUGUCGUGACCUGGACCACAGCGUGGGGCAACUGUCUGCGUCCUCACCGGCAUGUCACCUGGUGUGAGAGGAGAGAGGAGACCCUGUGCUGGCGUGUGAUGAGGGCCGUCGGGCAGAGGGCCAAGAGCAGGCUGACAUGGUUGGCCGUUAGGCUUUACAAGAUCCUGUGGUCCCUGACAAACUAUUUUGUUCUUCACGUGUCUAGCAAGUAUUUAAUAAAUUCUUGUAUAGUAAUUUUUCCAUUGUUGGGUGCUGGUAGCUCCAGAAUUUUGUGACCACUGUCGUGGUUAUAAUGUCUCCACAUCCCUUGUUAAUGCUACCUGAUCUAACCUUAUUCAGUAUGUUUCACUCACCAGACUUUGUGCUCAAAAUGCAUAAGUACUAUUUCAAGUUGUUUUCCUCCAUGCACCGCAUCCUCAAGAGACAAAAAGAGUUCGGAAUGCAGGGUAAAAUACUAAAACUCAUUCAGUACCAUUCAAAUGCACCUAAUUUCCUCUUUUGAAAAGGGACAUUAGUGUUUCUUACUAAUCUUUAGUUCAUAAUUCCUCCAGGAAAUAAUUUAGUCUUCUGAUGACUUUCAUAUAGGUUAGGAAUUAAGCAGGGAAGGGGUUGGGUGGGGUGAGAUGUGCAGUGGGGUGGUACCUGUGAGUUGAUAGUGAUAAACACCUGAGGAUAUUUUUACUAUUCUUUUGUGAAUUGAGAGAAUGCAUAAAUAAUGUUGGUGAGGACAAGUACAGAUAUUUCAUAUAUAGAAUAGAAUGCUAAUUAUGACAUUUGUGAAUAGUUUGUUAUUUUUUCAGUCAAACUGAUCUUGACGUGGAAAGGCAUUUCUGGGAGAAUGUAAUCAGUGACUGGUAUUUUUUCUUCCCUCAAUCACCCUUACCAAAUAUGACUGUAUUAAUUAGAAUACUCUUGAGUGAUUAUUUGUAAAGUUACUUAUGAACAUAGGAAAUUCAUCUAUCCACAGCGUAAGUUACAAUUAAAUUUCAGGAAGUCUGACUACACUAAAGAGACAUUUCUUCCAGGACACUCUUCUUGGUAACUUUGGAGUUGUUUUUAUAAGUUGUUAUUCUUUCCUCAGAUUCAGUUUGUUCUGAUAUUUUGUGGCUCACUGAAUAGAAAAAAAAAUGUGCCCUGUACUUCCUGUGACAGUCAUUCUGCUGACAGAGUGACAGUGUUGUUUUAAAAUACUGCACAGGAAGUGCUUUUAAGAAAAGUUCCGUGGGACCAGAAGCAGAGCCACCUCUCUUUAGACCUCUUAGCUUUCAGUGUAACCCAAAUCAGAGGAUUGGGAACCAUGAUGUCACAGAAUUCAAGCAUAUUUAAGGGCAUUGUAUUUGAUUCUUAAUGUUCAUUAUUCAUUUUUGAUUGAGAAGCCUGUACAGUUAUCUGGCAAAGAGCACAGAGAAUUUCUUAACCACUGAAUCAUUCUACAGGAUUUUUUGUUUAAAAAUUGGAUUUCAGUACAAGCAAAUGAAUGAAAAAGGCCACAGAUUUUACAAACAUAGCUUCUGAUCCCUCUGGGGAGGUAAUAAAUCACUUUAGUUUCCUUGCCUCAAUUUUCCCACUCUCUACACUAAGGCAAUAUGUAAUAUGUUUCCCUUUUUGAAGGGACAGUUCAGUAAAGUCUCAAUUUCUCUAUAAAUUAAGAUAAAACCUAUAGAUAUCCGAAAUCACCAAAGAGUGAAAAACUAAAUUGAAAAUAUUUUAUCUUCAAUAAUGCCAAAUAUCUGUAUUUUUAAAAUUUAUCAAUAUUUAAUGAGAUAAUUGGCAUAUCUUAUUCUUGUUUAUAUCCACUUAUUAACACUAAUGAAACUAGUAAGUCAGUGCAUUCUCAUUGGUUCAUUCCAUUACCAGGAUAUAAUCAUCUGUGAGGUGGUCAUUUUUAAAUACUAUGAAUGAUAAUGUAGCAGUUAGUGAUGUACACCUUUAGAAUGAAUCCGCAUGGCCAGGGAGACUGAAAACAUUGUUUCCAUGUGAUUCUUAAUAGUUACUUGGCUUAAAAUAUCACUUUUGAUAUUUUCCUUCUGAAAAGUCUGUGGCAAAAGCAUACACUGCAGUCAAGAUUAUAGGUUGCUUAAGAAGAAUGAAUGUACCUAUUUGGUUUUAGUUUAAAAAUAACAAACUGUUCCUCAUGCUAGUUUUCUUAGAGCUGUUAUCCUGGAAAGGCCCCCAAAGUUUUUGAGAUUGUCACAGUCAUUGAAUACAGCGUCCUCUACUGUGAUACUCAAUUUAGGGAGAAACCAAACUGAGAGAGGUCGCCUCGCUUCUCUCAAGGAAACUAGGGAGCUGACACAGGACAGGAAAUGGGCUUUUCCCACUAGACUUUACUUCCUCAUGUUCUAGAAAGAUCACUCAUGGUCAGGGGGAGCAAGUGCUAUAUGACUAACUUUUAUUGGGGUUUUUACUUACAGGAGGCUAACUUUUUAAUUUCAAUUGCUUAAGAUAAAAGUUCUGCAAAAGGUGACCUUCAUCCUCAGCCUUCUGGGCAUUGUCACUGGGAUUAAUUGCUUGUGGCUGUUAAAGAGAAUACUCACCAGAAUAUUCUUCAUGUAGUUUAUAUGGCUGGUCCUUUCAUGUGAUUCUUGAUAUGUUUAUUUCUAUCCUUAAUGCAAUGAAAUACUUCACUAAUAAAAAAGCGGUUUCUAUGAAA